Micropterus salmoides (largemouth bass) is the source of this 2436-nucleotide messenger RNA. It is a transcript of the gene cep76, whose product is annotated as centrosomal protein 76. The record is from RefSeq and is a predicted model, not a curated record. The transcript is spliced from 13 exons. Lineage: Eukaryota; Metazoa; Chordata; Actinopteri; Centrarchiformes; Centrarchidae. The coding region runs from base 289 to 2274 and encodes 661 amino acids.
UUCUAGGCCGGAAUUGUUAUAUACAUACAGAUUUUUGGCCACAGGACGCUGUGAGGCACCAGAGGCACCGCGUUCCCGCUUGACUUUCCGCCACAGUUUAAACGGGUAGUUGGGAUCAUCCAUAGGCUGUCCAAAAAAUUUGGUUGUCUUACUGACAACAAAUGUUUACAAGGAUCAAAUGUUGCUCAUAAACGAUAACUACAGUUGUUGGUAGUUCCCGAUAGCACCCGGUUAACUUACUAAGCUAUUUUUGGACCCAAACUAGCUAGCGAGGGCUCAUCAACUGUAAUGUCUCUGCCUCCAGAGAAAGCUUCCGAGCUGAAGCAAAUCAUUCACAACCAUCUGCUCAAGAUGGAUAUCCACGGGAAGAUCCGAGAGGUGCUGGCUGAGACUGUGAGGGAUGACCAAGGUCCAGCACAUCGAUCUCUGUCUGAGGCAGAUUUCCUACGUGCUCUGCAGCGCAGGGGCAUCAUAGAUGAUGUGAUGAAGGACCUACAUUUUACCCAGGAAGGAUCCACAGAAACAGGGUCACCUUCAAAACCUGCAACUCACUUUGUUGAUAAGAAUAUUACACAUCUGGAAAAAACCAACAUCGAUCCAUCCAGGCGGUACCUGUAUCUCCAAGUGCUUGGUGGUAAGGCCUUUCUGGAGCACCUUCAGGAGCCAGAGCCUUUACCUGGUCAGGUGUGUUCUACAUUUAUGCUCUACCUACACUUCCGCAACCAGAGGUUUCGCUCAAAGCCAGUGCCCUGUGCCUGCGAACCUGAUCUGAAGGAGGGCUUCCUCUUAGAGAUCCACAGAGAUGGCAUAGGAGAGGGCAGUAAAAUGGCGGAUGCGACCACCAUGCUGUCUAUGUGUGACCCGGUUCACUUGGUACUGAUCAAGACUGACACCUCCAGUGAGACAACGCUGGUCUCGUCCUACUUCCUGGACUGGAGGGCAGUGCUCAGCUCGCCCAGUGGGAAGACCUGCUUUGCUGUGGAGCUGAUGGGAGUUGGAAGUGAAUGUAAAGUCCCAGCUGGUGUUUUGACUGUCAGUCUGGAGCUCUACCCUCCUCUCACAGAGACUCUGGCCGCUGACAUCAUCAGCACACAGCAAUCACUGGAGAGGCAGAGGACGGCAGAGAAGGAGAGAUUCUUCUUGGUUUAUGCCAAACAGUGGUGGAGGGAGUUCCUUGAGAUACGUCCAUCACACCAAUCAAAAAUGGUCAAGAUCUUUGCACAGGAUGAGAACGGCGUCAACAGGCCUGUGUGUUCCUACGUGCGUGUCCUCCGGGCCGGCCGGCUGUUGGAGAGUCCUCGACAGGCGGUGCGCUUCGUCAGCCUGCUCGCCCACGAGAAAGCCCCGGUGGUGGGAGGAGGCGGCGGCAAGCAGGAACAGUGGUGCACAUUAAUGGCUUUCCUGUGUAGAGGGAAGGGGGACUGUGAGGAUCACGCCACCCUGCUGUGCAGCCUCCUGCUGGGCUUUGGCCUGGAUGCGUACGUGUGUGUGGGCACCAAAGCCAAGGGAAUGCCACACACCUGGGUCCUGACCCGUGGCACUGAUGGGAGCAUCACCUUCUGGGAGAGUUUGACAGCUCACAGAUACCUGCAUCAAGCCAUUGACCCAGAUGCCCCACCCCUGGCCCCCCAGCCCAAACCCUCCUCCCCCUACCGCACUGUGGGCUGUGUCUUUAACCACCAGACCUUCCUGGCCAACUGCCAGCCCUCCGAUGCUGUGGAGCUCUGUGUCUUUGACUUCCAGAAUCAGUCUCGGUGGAAGGCGAUGAGCGAAGAGGCUCUGAAGUCUGUUUGCGCCCCAGGCUCCACCACCUCUCUGCCCCCUCUGCCUCCACUCUGUGCCCCGUCUGUGGAUUCUGCUGCUGCCAGCAAUCAGCUGGAGCUGGAGAUGCGCUACCUGGUCUCUGAGCACAGGAAGGACCUGGAGUUAGCGACAGUGUGGGACGACCACCUGUCCUACCUGCUGUCCUCUGCACUGUCAGCCUAUGAGCUGGAGCGUUGCACUGGCGUCUCCUGCGGCAACGAGGAGUUCCAGGAUGCAGUGAGGAGGGCAGUGCCAGACGGACACACCUUCAAAGGCUUCCCCAUCCACUUCCUGCACCGCAACGCUCGCAGAGCCUUUGCAACCUGCCUCAGGUCUCCAUUCUGUGAGGAGAUAGUGUGUUGUCGUGGCGACCACGUGAGGCUUGCGGUCCGUGUUCGCGUGUUUGUCUAUCCUGAGAACGCAUGUGCAGUGUGGCUCAUGUUUGCAUGUAAAUACCGCUCCGUACUCUGACCAGCGGACUUAUGGUACCCAGAAACUACCAGCCAAUAUUUUUAACUCUUCAUUUGUACAGACAUUUACAAUCCGAAUUGUAUUUAUAUAUCUAUUUUUGUAAAUAAAUGGAACUUUGAUCACCUCUCUUUUUAAAAGCCUUAUUAAAGACAUUUUCCAGUA